Cuculus canorus (common cuckoo) is the source of this 1813-nucleotide messenger RNA. RefSeq names its product coiled-coil-helix-coiled-coil-helix domain containing 4 (gene CHCHD4). The transcript has 3 exons. Gene Ontology annotation, cellular component: mitochondrial intermembrane space. The record is from RefSeq and is a predicted model, not a curated record. Bases 108 to 524 code for a protein of 138 amino acids. NCBI's taxonomy places the organism in Eukaryota, Metazoa, Chordata, Aves, Cuculiformes, Cuculidae. Gene Ontology annotation, biological process: protein import into mitochondrial intermembrane space. Gene Ontology annotation, molecular function: protein-disulfide reductase activity.
GCGCGGGAGGAGCGGGCGGCUCUUCCGGGGGCGGGAGGUCACGGCGUGGAGCGGCGGCGGCUGAGGAGAAGCAGAGCGGGUGGGGAAAGAGACCGGGUGGCUCCGCCAUGUCUUAUUGCAGGCAAGAAGGAAAAGACAGAAUUAUAUUUGCAACCAAGGAGGACCAUGAGACACCAAGCAGUGCCGAGCUGGUUGCAGAUGACCCAGAUGACCCUUAUGAAGAACAAGGAUUGAUAUUGCCCAAUGGAGAUAUCAAUUGGAAUUGCCCAUGUCUGGGCGGAAUGGCUAGUGGUCCCUGUGGGGAACAGUUCAAGUCAGCCUUUUCUUGUUUCCACUAUAGCACAGAAGAAAUAAAGGGAUCAGACUGUGUGGACCAAUUCCGUGCCAUGCAGGAAUGCAUGCAAAAAUACCCAGAUCUUUACCCUCAAGAGGAUGAAAUUGAAGAAACAGAGAAGUCAAGCGAAGACUUGGAAGCUACUCCUAUGGAGGCUCCUGCUGCCAAAGUGGAGAAAGGAUCUAGCUAAUGAAGAUGCAAGGAGGCUGUUGUCUCCAUUUCUCAUUUUCAGAGACAUGGACUUUUGCAGUAUGUCUGUCUUUUGAAUCAUCAAGGAAUGUUUCACCAUUGUUCUAUACACUGUAUCAUAGUGAAUAAUUUAUUGCUGAAGGAGAAAUCUCAGUGCUACAGCCAUGCAAAUAGAUACUGAAAAAAGAACGAGUGUGUUAUGUAUUGUAUAACCCUCUAUUUGACACAGUCACUACUUCAACAGCUGGGUUCUGCCCUCAAGUUCUUCUUGAGCUGUCUUCAAGUAUCUAUAGCUUUCAAGUAUAAUUCCACUAGUACACCGGGUCUUGUCUUCAUUUCAGUAUGUUUUGAUCAAUAGCUGAUCAAUUGCUUUUCUGUUCUAUUAAUAGAAAUUGCAUUAAAUGAGUGUUUUUUCCUGAAAGAUUUUUUUUUGCCAGAGUGAUACAGAACAUUGAAAAUGGCCUAAAUCUAAAAUUUGUAAACUAAUUUCAAAAUGGUCUUGUUAGAUUAUGGUUACAUUUUAUUACUAACAUCAGAUAAGGUCUGCCAGAAGAAAUGUUGAAAUGUGUGCCUCCUCUGAUUUAAUUUUCUUACUGUGAUGGCUUUUGCAUUUUUAAGAACGGUGUGUUAUACAACAGUCGAUAAGGACAAAUGGAAUGCAUGCUGGUCACUGGCUUUUUUAUGUUUGCUCUGAAACCACAGGUUUUGGGUUCCUUUAGUUUAGUACCUGCUCCUUCAGUGUAUAGACAGGCUUUUGUAAAAUACUUCAAUAAUAAAAUGAAAUUGUUACCUGGUGUAAUGAUCUCAAAACAGAUACUGUGACUUAAGUACAUAUUAAAAAGCAAAUACUUUUUACCUUCAUUGAAAGCUGUUUCUUUGUGGUGUGGUUUUUUUUUUUGUUAACACUGCUUGGAUUUGAGGUACUCUUCUGCAUUGUAAGCAGACUUUGAAUCCAUUUGUGAGUUGUAAAGAUCAGUUGCUCCAGCUUGUCAGAUUUUUAUUCUUGUCCCAUUCUUUUCUCCCCAGCCCCAGGCAGUAAGGCAUAAAAAAUGUAAAGCAUUUUCAGUACUAUAGUAGGUUGUGGAUCAUGAACCAGCACUACAAAGGACCUCAGCUAUUGAAAUAUUCAAAAAUUACUUUAGAGGUGCAAAUAAUUUAGUAGUGAUUCACGCUAGUUUAAUACUUGUGGGUAAAGGGAAUGCUACAUUGUUUUUCUUCCCUAACAAAAUGUAGACUGUGAGAAUUGUAUUGCAAAAUAAAUUGUACUUGUGGCUUCAGUAACUGGUCAUU